CACUGAAGGAUUUGUUUACAUUGUGGACUUGACUCUCACGCGGCCUGAAGACUAGACGUAGUAUUGAAAAUAAUUGUCGUCACAUGUGAUAAGUCUGGUUAGCCGUAUUCAUACCAAACUAAAGAUAUAAGAGGAUAAAACACUAGAUUUGCCGCCGUAAGACCUACGUGUAAUGAAAGCAAGAUGGAAUCCUACCCAGAGGUUGUCCAGGGUUUUAAGGAGCAACUUCAAGCAUAUAUUCAUGAGAUAUGGAAAAGUGGAAAAUAUAUAUUUCCAGAAGAAACCAUCUUUAGAUACCACAGCACCACCAAAACAUCCUCAUUUCUCCUUGGUAAAACCUGUUGAGGGUUUCAAGGUGGCUUACAUCGUUUUUUUGAAUGAAGAGGGAUUAAGGCAAGCCAUGGCUGCAUCACCAUCCAAAGUUUUAAUUUUGUCUACUCCAGAUAAUCCAGUUCUCACAGGCAUUAAGAAAUGGCACCAAGAGUAUAACAGCCAGUACAUUAGCCCAGAAGAUCUCGGUGAAGAGAUUAAAGCUGUAAUGGAAAACUAUGAGAAAGAAAAAUCGCAAGUGAAGAAUUCAGCCAAGGAAGAUGAACCUGAUAAAGAUGGAUGGGUUACAGUAACCUCAAAGAAAGUUCAAAAGCCAAAAUUACUGAAAGAGACUGAAUUUAAGAAGAAAACUAAGAGGAAGAAGAAGAAGAAGAAGGAGAUUGAACUGGUGAAAUUUUAUGGCUUCCAACAAAGACAGAGGAAAAUUGACAAACUUGCCCAGUUACGAAAGAGGUUUGAGGAGGACAAGAAGAGAAUCAACAUGAUGAAAUCAUCUAGAAAGUUCAGACCCUGAUGAAAUCCUUCAUGUAAGAUUUGUAAUAUAUGUAAUGAUAUUUUACCAAA
This is a messenger RNA of Macrobrachium nipponense, 894 nucleotides long. RefSeq names its product ribosomal RNA-processing protein 7 homolog A-like. Gene Ontology annotation, biological process: rRNA processing; ribosomal small subunit assembly. Lineage: Eukaryota; Metazoa; Arthropoda; Malacostraca; Decapoda; Palaemonidae. The record is from RefSeq and is a predicted model, not a curated record. Gene Ontology annotation, molecular function: RNA binding. Gene Ontology annotation, cellular component: CURI complex; UTP-C complex.